Anopheles stephensi (Asian malaria mosquito) is the source of this 6003-nucleotide messenger RNA. It is a transcript of the gene Lgr4, whose product is annotated as relaxin receptor 2. NCBI's taxonomy places the organism in Eukaryota, Metazoa, Arthropoda, Insecta, Diptera, Culicidae. Gene Ontology annotation, cellular component: membrane. The transcript is spliced from 22 exons. The record is from RefSeq and is a predicted model, not a curated record. Gene Ontology annotation, molecular function: protein binding; G protein-coupled receptor activity. Gene Ontology annotation, biological process: G protein-coupled receptor signaling pathway. The coding region runs from base 2023 to 4353 and encodes 776 amino acids.
CGAUUCAGUGCUUCCGUAACCGUGGUUAAGAAUUGACCGGGUUUAUCCGACUCCACCGAUUGCAGUGCUGCCCGUGUGCCAGCCCGUAGUAGCACAGGAGUGGUACCAAGUGUGUGUGCGUUUCCAUGGAUACGAUCGGGAAGGAUUCGCAAGGAGCCAACAGUCAACCCAGUGUGUGGCCGGUACAAUUCGAUGGCUCGUGUAAAAAGUGCAUUCGGUGUGUUUGCUGGUGAUGUCGUACGCUAGUGUAGUGUAAUAAAAAUAUGCCUUUCGCUUUUGUGCGCCCCGGCAUUUCCCGGCAGUAGUUGAGUGUAGUGUGUAUUUGCCCUAGUGCAUUCGCGUGUAAAUGUUUGCUGCAAGUUUACGGCCGUCUUUCUCCGUUUUACCGUCUAAAGUUUGGUGCAACUAGUAGUAGUUGUUGUUGAAUAUAAAUAUGAAUGCUGUUUUAUCGUUCCUAGACUUGUAACAUUUCUAACUCUGUGUAGUGCCCGGAGGGAUCUUCUCUUUACCGUCUUUCGCUCUCUUUCUCAAUACUCUUCUAUCUACCCUUACCUACCCGUGGCGUGAAAGCCCGCAGCCGCAAAUCUUAAUGUUCAUCUUGUCCCACUACCGCAAACUUUCGGCGUCGAGAGUUUGUCGGGUCCAUCUUCAUCUGCGCCAGUUCAUCCAACAUCUUGACUUUAACGCAUAGUCCGGGCCGCCAAGGACCGUUGUCCUGCAUCCGUAUGGCCAACUGGCGGGCAAGUGCGUGUGAGUGGUUUUUUUGUGUGUGAAUCAGUGUCUAUCAUGUGUGUGUGUGUAUGGUGUGAAUUUAUGGCUGCAUGUUGGGCGCGGCAACAGUAAUUCGUAAGCAUAAUUUAACGUCGCGUUUUAUGUAGCUCUCGAGCACAAAAAAGAGGAAUAUAAAAACGCGUCCAAUUGUGUUUCGCACAAAUGGUGUGCAACUGUUGAAUGAAUGGUUUAAAGUGAUCGUUAACCUGUCGUUGGUGGUUACAUCUUGCAUGUGCUAUAAUGUGAUAAGAAGUCAUUUUGUAAAGUGCGAACGCGUGUGAGCGAGUGGUGUUGUUGUGUUUUUAUGUGCACAUGUGAAAGAAUGGAUUGUUUGUAAUAAAAAAGUAUAAUGCAAUAAAUGCCAUUUUACUACGAUCGAUGGCAUAGGGAGCUGUUUGGUAUGAGCACCGAUCGCGCACAGAAGGAAUUGAGUAGUCAAUUUUAUGUACUGGUGGAAGUGGUUGGAUAUCCGGUUUAGAUUUAUAAUGCCAGCAGCAGUAUGAAAUAAAUAUUCACCCCGAGUCGUAAAAACUUUCCACACUGAAUGAGUUCCAUCCACUUCAUUGCUCGGAUAGCUGGUUUUGCACGAUAAAAAAGGAAAUAGAUUUAAAGCUAAAUCUCCCUAAAGAUAAAGCCAGUUUUUAAGCUGGCUCCCAACAGUCAAAGCCACUUCCGUUUGCCGAACGAAGACUAUAAAUUAAUUAUACCGCGUGUGUGCAACUAAUCCGAUUGUUUGCAAAUUUAUGAGCGCGACGCGCUAAUUGCUGAGCACCUCGGUGAUAGUUGCUGCUGAGAGUAAAACUUAAAACAAAACAAAAACCAGUCGAUUCAAACCGUCAUUUUAUCCGUUCGAAGCGAGGAAAAACUUCGAAGGCCAUACACAACGGACGCACCGUGUCAUCUUUGUCGAGGAGGAUUAAGCAUCGUCGAGCCACAAGCACAAAACAACAAAACCAUCUCCAAGCGCGUGUGUACGAGUGAUUAGUGUGCGCGGAAACACGGGAGGAAAAGCGAGUGAAAAUCCCGAUGACGCUCCGGAACCGCGACCGAUCGGAAAAAAAGAAAAUUAAUCCUUUCACGCCCCGUCCCUCGGUGUUUUCCGGCUGCUUACGGGCGGCAAACGUAAUUAAGUGCUUAACGUGGGCUGAGUGUUAGCUCCCAGUGACCCAGUGUGUUUGAGAGAGUUGUGUGUGGACAACGCUUUGCUAUUGUAAAUCUGGCCCACCAUAUCGUCCUGCUUUACGCGAUACAAUGAAGCUGCUGGUAGGAUUUUUGUUCGUCUCCGCAGUCAAUUUCCCCAUCGCAACUGGCACGUUGCGCCGUGCGCUGGUCCUGCCCGAGACGGAGUACGAAAGAAUUCUGGAACAGUCGGUACCGUCGAACCGGAAUGCCGUGAGCGUGGAUGGAGGAUCGUUCGGCACGGUGACGUUUCGCUGCGAGGAUGGAUUCUUCCGGUGCAACAACACGCUUCAGUGCAUCGAGCAGAGCAAAAACUGCAACGGAUUGCCCGACUGCGAUGACGGGUCGGACGAGCUGCAGUGUGAUGAUGACGUUGGAAGGAAUUAUUAUGAUCAUUACUUUCGCAAGCGACCGGCUGCCAUCAACGAUCAGCUUCCGUCUACGCCCUGCAGCUGGAACGACGCCAACAACACCUGCAAAUGUCGCGGGACGGAUGUGCUGUGCGAGUACAAGGGUCUCACCUCGUUACCGGCGGCACUCACCUCGGAAAACGUCACACUACUCGAUCUCACCGGCAAUGUGUUUAUUGAGCUGAAUAUGAAUGCGUUCCAGCGGUUUCCAAAGCUCAGCACAUUGGUCCUGCGGCACUGUUCAAUCGAGCGAAUCGAACCGGACAAGCUGGCCAACAGCAUUGACGCCCUACAUCUGGACCAGAACGGGUUGACAAUGCUUCCGGAUAACUUUUUCCCACCCGGGACGGUGCUGAGAAUUCUGGUUCUGAGCGGCAACAGAAUAAACCGGCUGGGAAGCAAGAACUUUGUAAAUCUGGAGUUUCUUGAGGAGCUCGACUUAAAAGACAACCAGAUCGAUUCACUAACGGAGGAUGUGCUGGUACCGUUGACGAAUCUUCGCAUACUGUAUCUAAAUAAUAACAGACUCCGGAAGCUGGUACCGGGCAUGAUACCGCAGCUGGUAACGCUGCAGACACUGUCACUGGCGAAGAACCAAAUCGAAACGAUAGAAGUUUGUGCCCUGGAUCUUCCAUCGCUCGAGCAUCUCUAUUUGUCGGAGAAUUUACUCACCGUCAUCCGAAACGACACGUUCGGCAACCUUACGAAUUUAGUAGGAUUAUUUUUAAAUAGCAACAAAUUAACCCAUUUCGAGCUGGAUGCGUUCAGCGGAAUAGCCAAGCUGGCAACACUCAACCUGCAAGGAAACCGUUUUGAUCGGAUCGAUCGGCGCGUGCUGGAUAACCUCACAAACCUGCACCACAUCCACUUCACCGAAUUUCAUCACUGCAAGGCCGCUCUGCACGUGCGUGUCUGCGAGCCAAAAGGCGACGGUAUUAGCAGCAACCGGCAUCUGCUCGAUAAUCCCGUGCUGCGAGCCAGCGUGUGGAUAAUGGCGGCGGUAGGUAUUGUCGGCAAUAUACUGGUACUGUUCGGUCGCUAUAUGGUAGGAUCGCGCAGCAGUCAGGCACACGCCGAACACUCCCUGUACUUGCGCCAUCUGGCGGCAAGCGAUCUGCUAAUGGGUGUUUAUCUUGGCAUCAUAGCAACCGCUGACAUUAUCUUCAGGGGUGAAUAUCUCACGCACGACGAGGAAUGGCGCAUGAGUUCGAUCUGUGCGUUUAGUGGCUUUCUGAGCACACUCAGCUGCCAAUCGUCGACCCUGCUGCUGACACUCGUCACCUGGGACCGACUAGUGUCGGUAACGCGUCCACUCUACCAACGCUCGAGCAGCAAAACGCGCGUCAUCCUGCGGCUAGCCCUGCUGUGGGGCGUUGCAACGGCAGCGGCAGUUGCGCCACUGUCCGCGACCGAGUACUUCGGACCACACUUCUACGGCAGCAACGGCGUGUGCCUGUCCGUGCACAUUCACGACCCGUACGCGAUGGGCUGGGAGUAUUCGGCCGGUCUGUUCAUACUGGUGAAUACGGUUUCGCUGCUGUUCAUCGGCAUCUCGUACCUGAGGAUGCUGCAGGCGAUUCGUGUGUCCCGCAACGAAACUCGAAACACGCUGAACUGCCGGGAAAAGGUGGUCGCCAGAAGGUUCGCCAUCAUCGUUGCAACCGAUUGUGUCUGCUGGAUGCCGGUGAUUGUAGUCAAAUUAGUUGCACUGGCAGGGUAUGAAAUCUCUCCUUCGCUGUACGCGUGGCUAGCGGUGCUGGUGCUACCAAUCAAUUCCGCUCUCAAUCCCGUGCUGUACACACUGACGACGGCCCAGUUCAAGCAACAGCUUGCACGCUUCUGCUAUUCGCUACCAUGUGGCGCUCACACAGAAUACGAUUCAGCCAUCGACUCGCGGAACUCGAUGGCUCAGUUUUCCCACAACGGAAGCAAACGUUUGAUGAAUCGAAGGGAACGGCUCUCGUCAAACACGAAGGUGUACGAGUUCAAAUAGCAGUUGUCGAACGGGGGAGGAAGUGGCCGGCGCAGUGUCCGCUCGGUCCGGCACCGUCCCUCCGACGCGUCCGAUACGUCCGACCACCGUCACCACCGGCACUGCUUCCUACCGAACAGUGUCCACCACCAAUCGAAGCAAGGCCAGCCGGGCACGGGAUCGACGGGAAUGUUGCGCGUGCCCUCCUCGCUACCCUCCUCACCCUCGACGAUCAUUACCAACAUCGAACAGGAUCGCGAAGAGCGGGACCGGCCGAUCGAGAUGGCGGCACUGGUUGUGUACGACCAGAACGGACCAACACAGAACCGUUCUUAUGCGUCGGCCGGUACUGUGCCGAGCUACGGCCAAAGCCAGAGCCAGGGACACAUCGCACCGGCAAUGCACGGUGGCCACCGGAAGCAUCGAUCGGCAACGGCCGUACUGAUGCUGAUGGAACGCUGCUCCAACUCCAGCACGGAAACGUUCGACUUUUAACUGACGCCGGUGGCUGAAAAGUGUGGGGGGGAAAAGUUGGAACAGGAACAGGUAGACAAUGUCUGUGAUAAAGAUUUACCCCUUUGGAGGGGAUGGAGAUUAAACGGCCCUCCUUGUACUGCACCCAACGAACGCGGGAAAAUGGAAGUCGGUCAAUUUUACCAACGAAAGUUUGUAUCGAAUGUGUGUCUGUAAUUUUUUCCCAUACGCUUCCGAGGAGCUUAUUUUAACUGGGGGUGGGGGGAUACGGAGCGCUAGUGAUGAUGUAAGGUUGGGUACCAUUUUACACAAAAUUUAAGUAAACAAAAACCAGCUUACUGUACGAUUAACGCACAACGUUUAAGAAUUUUUAACAUGAGAUGAAACAAACAAAAAGUCAUAGUUGAUAGUGAGAGGGUUGAUUUUAUGUAAAAGAUUUAACUGUUGUACACGUUUGGGAAGUAAAGAGUGGGUAACGUUAAGGAGCAUAAAAGAGGCGGUAAUAUUUUGCUUUAUUUUAUUUUUGAUGAAAUUUCAGGGAUCCUUUAAGGGAAAAUUAACGUCUGAGGUUAUACAAUUCGACUUUUAAAAUCACAUGGUAACGAAUUAAAGAAAAUUGCAUACAUUCAGGCGUUGGGCAAUCAAACGUCACAACCCACGGCGAUUAAAUCGAGAGAGAAUCGUUCGGAUACGUGUUCCAGCAAAUCACGUAAACACUUGCUUUAAGUUUUGAAAUUUUUCCAUAUUUUAUUCCAUCCUAUGCUCUGCACAUCGUCCCCAUAUUUUCAGAUCACUCAGGCCACCCCGGUGGAGUUGUACUCCCUACCUCCGCCUACCUGGCCCCUCCCCACCGGUGUUCGGUUUCGGUCCCAAAUUGCCUAGAUUACGUUACGUUUUUAGCUUUUACAAAGUAAAUGACUGCUUCCGCUGUUGCAGCUUUAAUGCGCCUAAGGAUAUGCUUCGUAACAGCCGCCGCCUCCCGAGUACGGCGUGUUGUGGAACCGAUCGGAACCGAAUGUACUCGAAUGUACCGUCUUCUGUUCCCAAACUCGUCUACGUCUCAUUCGAUGGACGUUCCAGCAUGCCCAUGAGCUUGAUUUCUUUUUCUUUCCUUUCUCAUCCCAUUCCCCCGUAUUGGUCUUUCGAAUGCUUAACAACGUCUAGUAGGAAAUCUUUUUUCGUUUUACUUUCUUCUGC